UCGUUUCGCGUCACACAGCAUUUGUCGCAUCUAACGACAAGUGCAGCACAUUUUCCACUCAGCGGAUAGAGGAAAAGUGAAAAACAGUAGGAGACAGUAAGCAGGAGCAGCAAACAAAAACCACAAGUGGUGGUCUGCGUUGCUCAAAAGUUCAGUCAGCAAGCCUUAUGGCAGUAUUCGACAAUGGAAAUGGCGGCGCUAAUUGAGUUGUUGUUAUUACCAGUGAUGUCGUGCAAGGGCGAAACAACAACAAGAACAACAAAAACACCAUCAACAAGAGCAACGGGAGCGAGCGCAACUGCCUGAAGCAGCAACAAAAACACCCACACCAACGCAACCAAGGCAUUUUUGGCGAGCACUGACACACGAACACGCACGCAGAGCAAUCAAGGAGAGUAGGAGAGAGAGAGAGUGAGAGCGAGCGCAAGAGAACGGCAAUAUGGAAGACCUCUUUUUACUGGUAAUCAAGGAAUCAACGGGCACCAAGCACAAUGCGCUGCGGCAAACGGCGCAAAUCGCUUACGAUAAGCUGUACCGGCAACAUGGCAUCCAUCGGGAUCCGUCGCACGAGCUGCGCUCCGUUUGCUUUACCGCUUUGCAGAUGGCGCUGGACACCAAGCGGCCCAAGUUCAUCACGAUGGGACUCAAUGGCCUUCACCGCGUCAUUAAGGAUGAACGCUUCUACAUCGGUCUGGAGCCGGAGGACGACUCUGUAUGGCUGCCCUCCCAGCUGCUGCGAGCCACCAACGGCAUCCUGCCAUCGACGAGCAGCGAGGAUACCGUAGUAAAUGUGCUGCGCCUUUUCCUGGCCAUGGCCUGUUCUCCGGCCUGCACUCUGAAUGGCCGACUGCUCAUCGAGAUCCUGUCCCGUUGCGGCGAAUGCUGGGAGAUGGGCUCGCGGGCCACCAAGGCUGCCUCGCUGGCCGCCGCCUCCCAAUGCCUGCGUACCUUUUGCGCCUUCCUCAUCGAGGAGGCCGAGGAGGUAAAGAAGACUGCGCCCGCCGGUCUGAUGACCCAAACACAGGCCUCUGCCGUCUACAACGAGGUGAUACCCGUGAUGCAGUGGCUUUGCAGUCGCCUGGUAGAGCCUAAUGUGAAUGCCUCACCGAACAAGAAGUGCGAGAACCAUAGCUCCCUAUACCUCACCGAGUGCAUCCUCACCCUGAGCUCGGCCCUGCCACGAAACGUGCACGCGAAUCCGCACUUCACCUCCUUUCUCUGGCAGAAGUUCUGCCCCACGCUUGCAGCAGCACUAGGAUCACCCGGAAGGAUUAAUCUAGACAAGAAGUUUACAUACAAGGACGCCCUGCACAUGAUCGAGAACGAGGCACGUGGCUUUUUCACGGGCCCAGGAUUAGAUGGACCUCAGGCCCGUUGCGUAUACUUGACCGCUAUCCAGCUACUGCGAAUUGCCGGCGCCCACGGCUCCCUGCGUCCCAUGUUGGAAGCACUGUUUCAUCGAAUGCUUCUACUUCCGGCGCCACAGAAUCGCACAGAGCCACUGCGCUGCGUGAGGGAGAUCUUCAAGAGUCCUGAGCGUCUGAUCGAUCUAGCCGUUAUCCUUUAUGUGGACAAGAAUACGGCCCAAGGCUGUAGCGAUGAGAUGGCGCUGUUCCGGCUUUUGGUGGACGCCAUGGAGGAGUGUGCCUACGGAGCCAAUGGAGUGGGCACAGCCACAGAAGCCAGCCUACAGGCGAGUGUAGAAUGCAUGGUGGCCCUGCUGGACAGCCUGCAGGUGCUCUGCAGCGGCGAACUGACCGAGUCGAUGAUCAGCGAUCAGAUUGUCCAGGUGGUUAAUGGACGGCAUGAGCUGCUGAAGGAUGCAGACUACUCCGGCCCGCUGACCUACCAGAGCAUGGCCCGGCUGCCGGCGCCAUAUCGGGACGCCAUCGUGGAGUUCCGGCAGAAUGUGUUCGAAACGUCGUCGGGAUCUGAGAGUGAGGGUGAGCCACCCCAUGAGCAGGAUGCGGCCUCGAAUGGUUCCGGGGACACCGAGGGACCCGAGGACGAUGAUCCGAGCAGCUCAAGCGACGAGACGUCGCGUGUGGAAAACCGCUGGCCAUACUCGCACCUGGAGGCUCCCGUGAUGCCCAUACGGACGGACAGCGACAAUGACCGGCAGCAUGCCCGGGACUUUGCGAGGGCAUUGCGGCAGGAUCUAGUGCCGAAGCUACUGCGCCUGCGCAGCUGUGUGGAGCUGGACGAGGCGAUGCAGGAGUUCGCAUCGGCCGUGUGCCAGGAGAACAGCAUGAACUUCUCGGACUUUGACUACAAUCUGACCGCCAUUAAUGCAGAUGGCAUUUACUUGGCCAUUUACUCAUCGCUGCUGCUCAGCCUGCAGCUAAUGCGGGCGGGAUACUACGAGCAGGUGGCCCAAGGAGCUUCGCACAAGGAUAUCCUGGUGCCCAUGUCAGAGCAGCAGUUCGUGACCUCUGUGCAGAAUACGGGGGUCCUCGUCUACCUCUCCUCUUCAUGGCUGUGCGAACUGUAUCAAUCGGUGACGGUGUGCAACGUCCUGGAAGCCAUGCCACGCCAACAGCUCGAGGGUAUGGGUCCACGCUGCGCUCUCGUGGACAUGCUGUGCGAUGCGGGUGGACUGGGCGCCACCCAGAUGCUCUCGGAGUGGCAACGAUUGCAAACGGCCAACGUGAAACACAAGGAGGAGGAACAGUUGCACGACAAGCGCCGUGAGGCAGCCAAGAAGCUAUGCCGUCGCCUGCUCACCUGCUGCUGGGACUCAAUGGUCAUCGUGCUCAGUUCAGGAUUGGGCGAUCUGCAGACUAGCUCCGCCUCCAACAAGCUGGUGGCUCUGUCCAAGCGUACACUGCGGGUGAAGGCCAAGGCCAACAAGUCGAAUGGUGAGGCCCUGUACGCCAUGUGCCUGGAUGGACUGCAUUCGGCGGCCACACUCAGCAACAGCCUUAAUCUGCAGCAUUUGGCCGGCAAGAUACUCAAUCUGUUGGCCUCGAAUGUCUGUCAAACUUCCGGACCCCGCAUAUCCGCCAGCCAGGCCAUGUCCAUGGACGUGGUUCUCACAGGCGGCCUAAAUCUGGGUAGCUACAGCGCCGACUGCUGGCCAAGCAUCUUUGCCGUCUGCCGCCAUGUCAGCCAGCUGGAACACGAGAUCUUUAGCAUGCAGAAUCCGGCCAUAUCGGCUUCACCGGGCAGCAGUCGCCGGGACUUGGAGACGGGCGAGAAGCUAAGCAAUGGCAAUGCCCAGGACAAGCUCAACCUCUCGUCCAUACCCAUUGACGAUGAUGAGACCUGCGUGGACGUUUAUAGCUUCCUUCAGGCGCCGAUGCAGAGCCCCAACACGAACAUUACCUCCAUUCUGAAGGUCUACUCCGGCACCAAUGAGACGGUCCUACUUAGCCAGAGCGACACCUCCAAGGUUCUGUGCGCCCUGUCUCACCAGGCGGAGAAUCUGUUUGGUGACGCCGCUGAGCGUCUCAGCUUGCCGUCGUUGUGCCAGUUCCUUAAGCACCUGUGUCGUGCCUCCCGAGAGCAGUUGUAUAAGAGCCAGGUAGCUCGCAAGGGCAGCCGCAUCUGGUGGCCCAGCAAGGGUUGGAAGAAGCUCGACUCUCUACCCAUGUCGCUGCUCCUCCAUCGCAUUGGCGAUGUCACGCUCAAGGUAUUUCGCAGCUCUCGCCCGCUGCUGCACGUGCUCAAGGUCUGGGCCAUUACGGGACCGCAUCUGAUGGAUGCCGCCUGCCAUCGCGAUAGGAUGAUCUCAAAGCGAGCAAUCGAGUACAUCCACGACAUCAUCACGGCACUGCUGGUGGAGCAGUCAGAACUGCCUUAUUUUCAUUUCAAUGAGGCGCUGUUGAAGCCAUUCGAGAAUCUGCUGAGCAUGGACACGGAUGUGGACGUGCAGGAUCAGAUUGUGGCCUGUUUAUACGAGGUGGUGGAGGCUCACCGCACCGAGAUUCGCUCCGGUUGGCGGCCACUCUUCGGAACACUGCGCAAUGCCCGAAGCCGGAUGCUGAAUAUGAGCAACAUCAUCGAUAUCUUUCGGGUGUUCCUUGACUCUGACAAUACGCUGGUCUUCGCCAAUGCUGGCUUAGACUGCAUCCUGUGCCUGCUCUCUUACCUGGAGAUCUCUGGCGGUGGCAAUAACAAUGCCUGCUCCAAUGGAUCUAGUGGAUCAGCAGGGAAUGGAACAACUGGAAGUGGCUCUAAUCAGCAGCAGCAGCAAGAGGAGGACAACACAUUCCGUCCCACGGACUUUCUGCACGAGACGUUGCGCUUCCUGGAGCGAUGCUCUAGUAUUUUGGGCUUCAUGCACAGCAUGCCCAAGUGCCCCAACUUUCACUCAACGUACAAGAUCAAGGGCAUCUCAUAUACGCACAUCAUCGACGCCAACAUACCCAGUUCGAUGGAGAACUUUACGUAUUUCGGCAAUGACUAUCUGCAGACGCGGAACGAGCAGUACAUGAUCUCCUACCGGUCGCUGCAUAUUGACAAGGACACCAUCGUCAAGAUCGAUGAGAUGGACAAGCCGUCGGGAGUGCUUAAGGUGUGGUUCCUGCUACUGGACGGGCUGACGAACUCGCUGAUCGUCUGUCCCUACUCCCACCAGGCGCCAAUCCUACAAACGAUCUUCAAGCUAUUCAAGAACCUGCUGGCCAGCCCAGGCAUUGACUUUGGCUUCUACUGCAUCAACCAUCUGUUGAUACCGAUGAUCCAAGACUGGCUACGAUACAUCAACAAGACAGGUGCCUCCUGGCAGUUAGUGGAGAAGAACUUCAAGCACUGCUGCUGCAUGACCACCGACCUGGUGGUGGAAUUUAUCGAGAAGUCGGUACCAGAGCAGCGGCGUCUGGGAGCAGGCACGAAGACGCGACUGGCGCAGAUUGUUCAUCCGGCGGAUAAUCUUCUGUACUCGAAGCUAAAGUUCGUAACGGAGCGGAUCGAGCGGGAGCAACAGCAACUGCACUCUCCAGUUGUCCAGGAACAUCAUCAGCAGGGCUAUGGGCAGCAGUACGAUAGCAGCUCCAGUUCUGCCAGCGAGGAGCAGCAGAAAAGCGGAGCGGCAGGAGGCGUUAACGGUGGUGGCGGUACCAAUCUCAUCGAGUCGCCCACAAAAAUUUCGGGUUCAGCGACGCUGGCCCUGAAACAGCUGCUUCUGGUCCUGAUCGAGUGUGCGGCACAGUCACAGGAGGCCAUUGCUAGGAUCUCAGUGUCCUGCCUUAAGCAUGUGAUCCUCUCCACGGGCAUGCUCUUCAAUGAGUCGCAGUGGAUGAUUGCCUGCUCGGCCAUCCAUCGGGCCUGCACAGUGACAAUAGCCCCACUGCGCCAGCUCUCGUUCGCUUUCCAUGAGAAGUCCAACAGUUUCUACGGUGACUGUGCCAACGUUAAGGUGGCCGCCCGACGAGACAGCAGCCUGGAGGAGUUGGCCCGUAUUUAUGCGCUGGCGCAGCAGGUGUUUCUUUCGGACAAUCAACGGGAGCCGGGUCAGGGCCAGACGCCAAUGCCCAGUGCCUCGCAGUGCAAACUGUCGGACGACAGGAGUUACUCCUUCCUGCUCUACCCUUUGAACAAUGGCUUUAACUCGAACUUGGACAACUUUGUCAUCCGGAUACCGUUCAAGAAUUUGGUGGUUGGCCUGCUGGCCAACCAAAUGCUGCUCCAGCUGGUGGCCAAGCUGCUGCUGUCGCGGCUUAAGUGCGUGCCGCAGGCUGUGUCCACCUGCAUCUUCGACAAUUACGCAGCCUCCGCUGCUACGCCCAGCCACGACUACGACCUGGACUUCCGCUCCAAAGAGAUCCUGCUGCGCUGUGUCAAGCAGUACCUGAUGUCCGCCCUGGAGUUCGACUCACGGCCCGGCCUGAAGUUCCUCAUGCAGAAGGUAUCGAACAUCGAGUACGCUGCUAAUCUCUACAAACAGAUGACCUCCUCGUGGAUGAUCUACUAUAUAGCGCUGGUGGAUUCGCAUCUCAAUGAUAUUGUGGUGUACAAUUUGGGUCCGGAGGACCUCAACUUUAUCCUAGAGUCCUGCUCACGGCUGAAUACAACCACGGUGAAGAAGAAGGAGAACUUUGUGAGGUAUUUAUUUUGCCUGCAGGAUGCCUGGAAUCUUGUGUGUGAGCUCUACCUGAGCAACUCGGCACUGCAUGACAUCGAGACUGGUUCCGGCAAGCUGCGUCACAAGCCGCCGCCACUGCACCAUCAUCCGCAGAGCAAGCCCAUGUGCAUCUCGCUCAAUGGCAAUGGCGAUGCUGAAAUGACCGAUACGGGCUCCGGUUCGGGUUCGGGUUCCGGUUCCUGCAGCAAUCCCUCUCCCAGCAAGUGCGUCCAGCUGCAGGAGGAGGAGAACGUGACGAUGACGACGCUUAUCAGUGAAUUCCAGCCCAAGUGCCGUAGCAAUCCGUUCGACACGAACCGGCAGGCCAAGUCCUCGGAGGCGGAAUCCAUAUCGCCGGAAAUUGAACAGCAGCGGGCGAGUAGCAUACUGAAGGACUCCAACUACAAGAGAGCCGCCCUUGCUCAGUUGGUGGUGGCGUCCAUGGAGCUGCUGCGGUCGCUGCCCGGCGAGGCCGAGGAGAACCUGAAGCUUCUGAUGACGCCCACCAUUCGGGAGGCCUUCCGCCUCGUCCAGCUGCAGGGCAACGAGCUGAAGGUCAAUCAGUUUUAGGCCAUGCUUGUUGAGUUUUAUUUUGAUCUGUAGGCGCAGCCCCUGCCCCUACCAAAGGAUCCCGUCCUCCCCUCCAGAAGUUCCCGAAGUUCCUGAAAUUGAACCCGAAACCCGUGAAUUCCUCUCCUCCUCCUCCUCCUGGCUAAUUUACAGCUACGUCUGCAUCUCAUGCUCUCUCUGUUUCACUCUCAGUCUGUCUGUCUCUCUCCCUAUCUGCCAGUAUGUGGCCAACUUAAUAUUUAAGUGUUUAAUUUAUGAAAUUUAGUUUUGAAUUUGCCGAGUCUUGCAGAUAUGUAAACGUAUUAAAUUUUCCAAUUCAAUUAGCCAACUAUUAUCUUUAAAAUGUAAUCAGUAUUAAUCUUGGUAAAUAUUUGCUUUUACUAAAUCGAUGUAAGGCUAGGAUUUAAGGUGAUAUAAUAACUAAUACGAUUUAUUUGUCAUAAAUUUAAAUUCAACAAGAUCUCUUUAACUUAAAAUCGAUUCAGCUUCAGCUUAAAACGAACAUAUCAAUUAAGAUUAGCUUUGUUGUUUUGACAUUUACCUUAAGCCUGUUACAAAAUGGAUACAAUUUAAAAAAAAUGAAUUAACUUGUUAAA
This is a messenger RNA of Drosophila serrata, 7230 nucleotides long. Its product is annotated as brefeldin A-inhibited guanine nucleotide-exchange protein 3. Gene Ontology annotation, biological process: regulation of ARF protein signal transduction. The record is from RefSeq and is a predicted model, not a curated record. Lineage: Eukaryota; Metazoa; Arthropoda; Insecta; Diptera; Drosophilidae. Gene Ontology annotation, molecular function: guanyl-nucleotide exchange factor activity.